Molecule: messenger RNA, 10523 nt
Organism: Eublepharis macularius
Lineage: Eukaryota; Metazoa; Chordata; Lepidosauria; Squamata; Eublepharidae
Gene: ZNF462
Product: zinc finger protein 462
Exons: 15
Coding region: 187-7878 (2563 amino acids)
Biological process (GO): regulation of gene expression
Cellular component (GO): nucleus
Source: RefSeq, a predicted model, not a curated record
UCCUCCAUUGCUGAGACCUGGCAUGGAGCACAUGAGACUCAGGAGAAGGAGGAAAGCCCAACUUCCAUAACAAUUUCAAGAAGGAGAAGAGCCAAAGGGCAGAGGAAGCAAGAGGAGUGGAAGGAGCCCGGCGCCCGCGCCCCAGACCUCGCUAAUUUCCUAAUGUAAAACUUACCACGAAGGACUAUGGAGGUGCUGCAAUGUGAUGGUUGUGAUUUUCGAGCACCAUCCUAUGAAGAUCUGAAAGCUCACAUUCAGGAUGUUCAUACCGCGUUUCUGCAGCCCACGGACGUUUCCGAGGAAACUCCAAGCCAGUCAAGGUUUAGUUCUAUGGAUGGUGGAGACCAGGCUGAGGUGGAAUAUUCUUCUGUUAAAGAUGAAUUCGCAAUUACAGAUGAGAUGGCAGGACAAAACGCAGCUCAGCUGGGGACUGGAAGUUACUAUAGCCAUAGCCAGAGUUAUUAUGGCCAGCAUAUGCUCUCUAAACCGGCAAACAAGUUUUUCCAGUGCAAAUUCUGUGUGCGUUACUUCAGAUCCAAAAACCUCCUCAUAGAACAUACACGGAAAGUGCAUGGAGCUCAGGCUGGAGGAGGAUCGCCGGUUGGAUCGCCAGGCGCCGGAUCCUUAAAUUACAACAUCAUGAUGCACGAGGGCUUUGGUAAGGUUUUUUCUUGCCAGUUCUGCACCUACAAAUCUCCAAGGCGUGCAAGGAUUAUUAAACACCAGAAAAUGUACCACAAAAACAGCCUGAAAGAGAGCUCUGCUCCCCCUGCUGCUGCAGCCGCUAUAUCAGAAUCAGCAUCGACAUCUGUGCCAGUGCAGGACCCUUGCAAGGAACUUCCAGCCGAAGUUGUAGAACGCAGCAUCUUGGAGUCUAUGGUCAAGCCUUUAACCAAGUCAAGGGGCAACUUUUGUUGCGAAUGGUGUAGUUAUCAGACGCCUCGGAGGGAACGCUGGUGCGACCAUAUGAUGAAGAAGCAUCGCAGCAUGGUGAAAAUAUUGUCCAGCCUGAGGCAGCAACAGGAUGGGACCAGUAUGCAAGAUAUAUCGAGCAAGGGUCCACCAAGCCCCAACCAGAAUUCCAACUAUAUCCCUAUGAAUGCUUCUGGACGGGAGAUGCCAAAUGCGAACGUCUCAAACUUCAGGAGCUCUAUGAAUAACUCCCUUGUCAGGUCCAACUCUUCUGCUUCUUCAAAGUUUUCUUCUCUUUCUUAUCCUCAUAUGAAACAUAAGGCACCUCACAACUCGGGCAUUGUUAGUAUGUGUGACAGAUCUCGUUACGGGAUUGCUGACAUGGCGAAUUCUUCUGUUGAUAUGGAUACGAACAGUAUACUCAAUGACUCAAGUUCUGAUGACGAGCUGAAUGAACUAGACAGCGAGAAUGGGUUGAACUCCAUGGAUCACCAGGCUUCUGGACUAACUGCGGAGCAACUGAUGGGAUCUGAGGGCCACAAGUUAUUAGAAACAAAAGGGAUCCCAUUUCGGAGGUUUAUGAACAGAUUCCAGUGUCCUUUCUGUCCUUUCCUCACCAUGCAUCGGCGGAGCAUUUCCCGCCAUAUUGAAAACAUCCAUCUCUCUGGAAAGACAGCAGUAUACAAAUGUGAUGAAUGUCCUUUUACUUGUAAGAGCUCGUUCAAACUUGGAGCUCAUAAACAGUGUCAUACAGGUGUAGCAUCAGACUGGGAUGCCGUGAAUUCCCAAACUGAGAGCAUAGCCUCUUCUUUGAAUGAAAGCACAGUAUCCUAUGAAGGAGGCAAUAUAAACGGCAGGAAGUCUGGGGGGAUGAUGGAUUCCUUGCAGCAACAGCAACAGUCUCCACAAUCCAACUCACAACAUCCCUAUAAAUGUACCAUGUGCAAUUAUUCUACGACUACUUUGAAAGGUCUUCGGGUUCAUCAGCAACACAAGCAUUCGUUUUGUGACAACUUGCCAAAAUACGAGGGGCCAUCGUCAAACACACCACAAGACAGUGAACCCGAUACUCAUGCCUCUCCCAGCACUGUGAAGAAAAGCCAGACCUCAAUUCUUGGACUGUCUUCUAAAAACAACUUUGUUGCUAAAGCUUCUAGAAAGAUGUCCAAUGACUUUCCUCUAGACCUGUCACCAGUGAAGAAGAGAACAAGGAUUGAUGAGAUAGCUAGUAACCUGCAAAGCAAAAUCAGUCAAAACAAGCAACAAGAAGAUUCGGUGAUUAAUGUAGAGGAUGACGAGGAGGAAGAGGAAGAUAAUGAAGUGGAGAUAGAGGUAGAGCUGGACAAGGAAGAAGAACAAGCAGAGCAAUUGAUGGAAAUUGCAUCAUUUACUUCACAACAAAUGUGGGGAAGAGAAGCUGGUGAAUCUCAGAAAGAACCCAGUUACAGAAACAUCUCACAUGAUUACAACUCAACAAAUGGUGCAGAAAUUGAGUUAACUAUAUCUGAGGAUGAGGAAGAGUAUUAUUGUUCUGCAGUUGGCUUGAAGGACCAAGGACUGAAUUCGUCGGUUUUGGGCAGCCAGUCGAGCAUGUAUGGAUCUGAUCAUAACAAUGACAAUUCUGACUAUGGCGAUUCUGGAAGGCUUUAUUAUUGUAAACACUGUGACUUUAGCAACAAAUCCGCCAGGAGUGUUAGCACGCAUUACCAGCGAAUGCAUCCGUACAUUAAAUUUAGCUUUAGGUAUAUCUUAGAUCCCAAUGACCACAGUGCAGUGUACAGAUGUCUUGAAUGUUACAUUGAUUAUACAAACUUUGAAGACUUGCAGCAACAUUACGGCGAGCAUCAUCCGGAAGCCAUGAAUGUACUCAACUUUGACCACUCGGAUCUUAUCUACCGAUGUCGCUUCUGCUCUUACACCAGCCCCAAUGUUAGGAGCCUAAUGCCGCAUUACCAAAGAAUGCACCCGACAGUUAAAAUUAACAAUGCAAUGAUCUUCUCAAGCUAUGUGGUUGAGCAGCAAGAAGGGUUAGGCUCAGAGUCGCAAACUCUGAGAGAAAUCUUAAAUUCUGCCCCCAAAAGUCUGGCCACUUCCACUCCAGUUGCGCGCGGGACUAGCAUGCCCACUGCCUUUAGCAAAAACGCUUCAAAAGGCAAUAGUCCUGAAUCCGAUAGCCAGAAAGACUCCUCUGUGAAUAGUGUUGUGGUUUACGAUUGUGACGUUUGCUCGUUUGCAAGUCCUAAUAUGCAUUCUGUCUUGGUACAUUACCAGAAAAAACACCCUGAAGAGAAGGCUUCGUAUUUCAGGAUUCAGAAAACAAUGCGGGUUGUCUCUGUCGAGAGGGGCUCAGCUCUGGCUCAGAUGGCUUAUGAAAUGGGAUCGCCUGUUUCCCCCAAAAUGUCCAGCAUGCCUUCUCAACUGCCCCCUCCACCACCUCCAGAUCUUACGACUGAGCUUUACUACUGCAAACACUGCUCUUACAGCAACCGGUCAGUGGUUGGAGUGCUGGUGCAUUACCAGAAGAGGCAUCCAGAGAUUAAGGUGACCGCCAAAUACAUUCGGCAAGCACCUCCCACUGCAGCCAUGAUGAGAGCUGGGGAUAUGCCUCCUGGUAUUCAUCGGCCGCCUGGAUCUAUGCAACAGCUUAACAGGGGCAAUGCUGAGAGUGCUGUAGCUCCUUUGGAGAAUGAAAUGUUCUUUUGCCAGCACUGUGAUUAUGGAAACCGGACGGUGAAAGGCGUGCUCAUACAUUACCAAAAGAAGCAUCGCGAUUUCAAAGCCAACGCGGACGUGAUUAGGCAGCACACUGCCACAAUCAGAAGCCUUUGUGAUCGUGGCCAGAAAAAUUCCGUUGGCGGCAUGCAGAUUCACAGCUCGAAUGCCGAACGCGAAAAGACGAAGCUGAGAGCUCUCAAAUGCAGGCAGUGUUCUUAUACCUCUCCCUAUUUCUAUGCCUUGCGGAAGCAUAUUAAAAAGGACCACCCAAGCCUGAAAGCCACAGUCACUUCUAUUUUGCGAUGGGCGUUUUUGGACGGCUUAAUAGAAGCGGGAUAUCACUGUGAAUGGUGUAUCUAUUCUCAUGCUGAGCCCAGUGGCUUGCUUGUGCAUUACCAAAGGCGGCAUCCCGAGCAUUACGUUGACUAUACAUAUAUGGCAACAAAGCUCUGGGCAGGACCAGAUCCUUCGCCUCCAGCCUUACUGAUACCAUCGGAGAUGAAAACAUAUAAAUGCAGAGACUGUAUUUUUGAAGCUUCUUCCAUUUGGGACAUUACCAAUCACUACCAAGCUUUUCAUCCGUGGGCUAUGAAUGGGGAUGAAUCGGUGUUGCUAGAUAUCAUAAAGGAGAAAGAUGCUGCUGAGAAAGCCAACCCAGCUCCCAAUGAUACCGGGGCCAGGAUAAAUUCUGAAGACCAGAUAGCAGCAUCAGCACCACAGGAUCAGGAUACAGAGUACGUUGAGGACACACACCUUUCUCAAGACAAAGCGAUCCAGCUCACAUCUGUAAACCCUGCGAUAUCUUCAACGCCCUACCAGUGCACAGUGUGCCAGUCAGAGUACAACAAUUUGCACGGCCUUCUGACCCAUUACGGCAAAAAACAUCCUGGGAUGAAAGUGAAAGCUGCGGAUUUUGCACAGGACAUCGACAUCAACCCGGGAGCCGUGUAUAAAUGCAGGCAUUGUCCAUAUAUAAAUACACGCAUCCAUGGCGUUCUCACACACUACCAGAAACGUCACCCUUCAGUAAAGGUCACUGCAGAAGAUUUUGUGCAUGAUGUCGAACAGCCGACAGACAUGACCCAGAACGAUGUGGAGGAGACGAGCAGGAUUUUCAAGCAAGGCUAUGGCGCUUACAGGUGUAAAUUGUGUCCUUACACGCAUGGUACUUUAGAGAAACUCAAAAUUCAUUACGAAAAAUAUCACAACCAGCCCGAAUUUGAUGUGUUUGCACAGUCUCCUCCUAAGCUACCUGCCACCAUAGAGCCUGAUGUAGCCCCUGAAAUUAAGCCUUCUCCCGAAAUUGUCCACGAGGAAGUGAUCGGAGAUGAUUCGGUGCCACCUCCUCACUUCUCAAGUUCCCAUUUGGUUUCUCACACUGUGUUCCGAUGCCAGCUCUGCAAGUAUUUCUGCUCCACUAGGAAAGGGAUAGCAAGGCACUACCGUAUCAAACACAACAAUGUGCGGGCACAGCCAGAAGGCAAGAACAACCUCUUCAAAUGUGCUUUGUGUUCCUACACCAACCCUAUCCGUAAAGGUUUGGCGGCACAUUACCAGAAGCGCCACGAUAUUGACGCUUAUUAUACGCAUUGCUUGGCGGCCUCAAGGACUGUCAGCGAUAAACCCAACAAAGUGAUCAUCCCAUCUCCCCCCAAAGAAGAUUCCCCUCAACUAAGCGAGGAGCUGAGAAGGGCAGUGGAGAAGAAGAAAUGUUCCCUUUGCUCGUUCCAGUCUUUCAGUAAAAAGGGAAUUGUGUCCCACUAUAUGAAACGCCACCCUGGUGUCUUCCCUAAGAAACAGCAUGCGAGCAAGCUGGGGGGGUAUUUCACAGCCGUGUAUGCUGAUGAGUAUGAAAAACAGCAAGACCCCCUACCAGAGGAGAGGACUGAUUUCGAGAAACCUGAAGUUGAGGUUGAGGGUCAGGAAAUGGAGUGGCUCCCUUUCCGCUGCGUCAAGUGUUUCAAACUCUCCUUCAGCACAGCCGAGCUGCUGUGUAUGCAUUACACUGACCAUCACAGCAAGGACUUGAAGAGAGACUUUAUCAUACUGGGAAGCGGCGUUCGCUUCCAGAGCCCCACUUUCCAGUGCAAGCAUUGUGACAGCAAGCUGCAGAGCACGGCGGAACUGACCGCACACUUGAACAGCCACAACGAAGAAUUCCAGAAGCGUGCCAAACGUCAAGAGAGGAGGAAACAGCUUCUGAGCAAGCAAAAAUAUACAGAUGGUGCAUUGAUAGAUUUCAAACAAGAGAGGCCAUUUGGUAGCUUGGAAGAAGUUUCAAAGCUUAAAGAGAGAAAGGUUGUGGGAUACAAAUGUAAAUUUUGUGUGGAAGUUCAUCCAACUCUUCGAGCCAUUUGCAACCAUCUCCGUAAGCACGUCCAGUAUGGGAAUGGCUCCUCAGUAUCUGCUGCAGUCAAGCAGGAAGCUGAAGAUCCUUCCCAUGCAGCUUUCUUGGAGGGUAUUGAGGGAUCCAAAGACCCUGGCAAUGUUGCCGCUGUGGAACUUGCCGACGCUGAAUCCAGACCAUCACUGGAAGAUGAAACCAGACCUGGUGGCUACCACUGCAGCCAGUGUGACCGGGUUUUGAUGUCUAUGCAGGGUCUACGAUCGCACGAGAGAAGUCACUUGGCAUUGGCCAUGUUUACUCGUGAAGACAAGUACAGCUGCCAGUAUUGUUCCUUUGUCUCUGCUUUCAGGCACAAUUUGGAUCGCCACAUGCAGGCUCACCACGGACAUCAUAAGCCAUUCCGCUGCAAGCUUUGCCCUUUCAAGUCCUCCUACAACAGCCGGCUGAAAACUCACCUCCUCAAAGCACAUGCUGGUCUGUAUAUGUCAAGGAUUAGAAGUCUAGCAGGUGGUUUCGUGUCGAGGGAAAUGGCCCCCUUACAAGACAAUGAUACUGAAGACUCUGGUGAACAUGCCUACAAAUGCUCCUCCUGCUCAUUUUCCACCAUGACAGUCAGCCUGCUGAAAGAGCACUCCCUGAAAGUGCACGGGAAGGCACUGACACUACCAAGACCACGCCUUGCCAGCCAUGUAACCUCGCAUGCUCAACAUGCCUCCAAGAACCACACUACUGCUGAAGAAGUGGAAGACUCUAAUGGCUGUUCAUUUUCUCCUGUUGCAUGUGGCCAGGAUCCAAGAGCCAAGUUUGGACGAGUGGACUUAGACCAUGAAGAUUCUUCCUAUUCGGAGCCUCCGGAUGUUCAACAGCAAUUGAACCACUACCAGUCGGCAGCUCUGGCAAGGAACAAUAACAAUAUUAGCCCCGUCCCGCUUUCCGGAACAGACCAGAAAGCUGAAGCUGUCCUUAACUGUGAAUUUUGUGAAUUCUCUUCGGGUUAUAUUCAGAGUAUUCGGCGUCAUUAUCGUGACAAACACGGAGGAAAGAAGCUUUUUAAAUGUAAAGAUUGUUCCUUUUAUACAGGCUUUAAAUCCGCUUUUACUAUGCAUGUUGAAGCUGGACAUUCUGCAGUUCCUGAAGAAGGACCCAAAGAUCUACGCUGUCCUCUCUGUCUGUACCACACCAAAUAUAAACGGAACAUGAUUGAUCAUAUCGUCCUUCAUAGAGAAGAACGAGUGGUUCCCAUAGAAGUGUGCCGUUCCAAGCUGUCCAAAUAUUUGCAGGGAAUUGUUUUCCGCUGUGACAAGUGUACCUUCACCUGUUCCAGUGACGAGAGCUUACAGCAGCACAUAGAGAAGCACAAUGAGCUAAGACCUUACAAAUGCCAACUCUGCUAUUACGAGACCAAGCACACAGAAGAGCUGGAUGCUCAUCUUCGAGAUGAGCAUAAGGUGAGUCGCAACUUUGAGCUGGUUGGACGGGUUAACUUAGAUCAGUUGGAACAAAUGAAGGAAAAAGAGGAGAGUUCCAGCAGUGAUGAGGAAGAAAAAGAAGAGGAGAUGAGUCCCAAGACUGAAGAAAGAGAGUCCAUGAGAUUCUCCGAGAAUGGACCUCCAGAAAAACGUUUCCCGUGUGAAUUUUGUGGUCGAUCUUUCGCAGAAGGUUCUGAAUGGGAGAGGCACGUACUGAGGCAUGGCAUGGCCUUGAAUGAAACCAAGCAAGUGAUUGCCGAAGAUGGCCAGUUGAAAGAAAGCGCAGAGGAUAAUGUUAAGGUACCGUUGGCAGAAGAGAUGGAAAGCAGCACGAAAAUAGUGGUGGACUUUUCCCACAAGAAUGAAACUGCUGUCUGUAUUGUCGCUGCUGCUGAUAAAUCACUCCAAGAGAAUGCAGAGGCCAAAAGUGAAUGAACACCUGGUGUGAUUUCAAACAACCUACUUGAACAGUGAUCGAUGGGAGAGGGUAGGGAGGGGGACAAGGAAGAAUCAAAGCUGCUUUUAGGACUGAAUGAUCUAUUUUCAAAGCACUGGUACCUGUAUGUGUGUGCGUGCGUGUGUGUGUGUGCGUGUGUACAUAUAUUAAACUUAUUUAAGUGAGGACGAUGAAAAUACGUGACUCCAUCACAUCACUGCGGCUCUUCUGGAUUUUGACAAUGGGAAGUUGCGUUCGUUUGAACUCGAGAAGCAAAUUCCCUGGUGUUCCUCGCAUUAACACCAAUGUGCUUUGCCAUGGAGACAUUGGAUUGUUUCAAGAAUGGAAGUGUCAUGAGGACGGAAGAGUGCAGGGGACAACUUUUCAGCGCCCAAAUUUGGGCGCUUUUUUUUCUAGUUUUAAUAUACAUAUUAUGCUUUUCCAGACUGAAUGACUGACCGACGCUUUAGAAAGAGAAGAAGAAAAACAAAAUAAAAACUGCUUUUUGCUUAAAACAGUCACCUGUUUCCUAGUACCUCAGAAUUAACCAAGGGAAAUUAAAAAAAAUACAAAUCUCUGCAUUUGUCAGUACUACCUGUUGUCAUUGUGGUUAAAUGUAGAGAGAGCGAGAGCGAGAGCGAGAGAGAGAGAGAGACUGCUGGGCCAGAUAAUGAAUGGAAAAGAAAUUUAAAAACCACAAAGUUUUAAAAGAAAGGAAAACAAAAUUGUGCUCAAAAUCCCUGUGGGGGUUUUAUUUCUUAAAAUACUGUGAUUUUUUUAAUUAUUUUAGUAAAAAAAAUUACAAAAAAGAGAGAGAAUUCCUAGAUACCUGUCUGUGAUGUGUCAUCUUUUAUUCCAGGUAAGCUGUUUGUUAGCAUUGGCUAUGAUUUUAGAGUUUCUUUUUUAAUAGAUUCAUGUGACUGACUCUGUGCCGUUUUUGUUUGGCCCCAUGUCUCCGUUCACUCAGCCUGAGGGAUAACGAAUACAGCACAACUAAGUUGUUUUUUUUUUCAUGUAAAGUUAUUUCCAUCACUCCCAGGAGAGUUGGGGUGGGGGGAAAGGAUUAUUUCUUGUGAAUAGAAUAUUUCUUUUUUUUAGUUUUAAACAUGUGGAAAUAGCAAAGAAGUAACUUUUUUAAGAAAAAGAAAAAAGAAAAAACCCAUUAAACUAAAGAACCAAACUUACAGCACAGCUAUGCAGGUUGUGGACCAAUCAAAUAGGUCCUCAUAAUCAUUCUGUUGCUUGUCAAAUUUAACAUCUCACACCGAUUAUUAUUUUGGUUUUUAUGAACGGUUGCCUUUUUUUUCCUUUUUGUACGUGGUGUAUCUUGUUUUGGUGCAGCGGGGGAGGGGUGGAGGGGAGGGAGUUGUUGAUAGGCGCGUCUCUUCUGCAAGCUUGAGGUGACCCAGUUCCAUACUCUUUGGAGCUCGCCGAAUCUCCUCUUUUGCAGAUUUCAAGAUGGGGAAUUAAGCUGUUUGUAUUGCCUCCCUUUAGCUCUUCGCAUGAGGGGGAACAGAGUAGCAUAAAUAGGAAUCUACACGCAUGGAAUCUGAGCUCACGGUUCCUUAUUCACGCAAAGAACAUUUUUUUGUGGAUACGUGUGAAUACGAAACGGAAGAGCCAGGCCCAUGGGUAAUGGUCUGAUUGUGAACAAAGGGGUUUCUUUCCAAACAAUUAGAAAGUACUUGACUGAAACCUAGUUUUAGAAAUGCAUGUGUCUUUUUGGGUUAGUUUUUUCUUUUUCAUGUUUUUUGUUUGGCUUUUUAAAAAAAAACUUCGAGGAUGUGGGGGAGGGGAGGGGGUGGGAGGCACGAAGCUGCUGAGAAGUCAGGUGUCCAACAGAACUUCUCGUCGAAUUGAUGGCAAGGAAGAGAGAAAAGAAAAUAAUACUGUUGCAUUUGUGGAAUAAGUGCUACUUGAAAAGCAUGGUGUUUUGAUUUUGAGGGUUCAUAUUUGGGGGGUGGGGUGGGGUUUUGCUUUUAUUUGAAGGGAGGGAAAGUCAUGUGGAGAACACAUUGGAAGGACAAGUAUAAAUACACAUUUUGUGUCUGUAUGUUUUUUUUUAAUUGGCCUCAUUUCAAAUGUAUUUAAACAGUUCCAUACCUGGAUUGGGUGUUUGUAAUGGUUACCAAAAACGAAAAAGAUGAAAAAAAAAUUGAAAUAAAUGAUUGUGACAUGCUUUUAUCACUACUUUAUUUUUCAAAUAACAUGUAAAUAUUGUAAUCCAUUGGACUUGUUUUUGUUUUGUUUUUUGCUAACCUGUUAAUAAAUAUAUGGGACCAUUAUCCUUUUUAACAAGCCUAGAAUGUCAUAUUUUUGUUGUGUUUUUUUUCUCCCAAAUGUAUACCUUGAUAUAUUGUGGAGACAUAUUUUAGAUGCAUUAUUAUGAUUCUUUUGGCUGUAAUGAUGACCUAGGAUUGAGAAUAACAUUUUUUUCAUUUGUUUAAUUUAUACAGAGGACUUUUUCAGAGUUUGACAGAAGGAAAUAAAUAGCAAAAUGAUAACCCACUGGCUCCAGAACUCAGUGUUUCCUAAUUAAAAUUAACUACUGCUCAGUGUUUGGUGGGUAAGGAGUGGAAGUUCUGAAAUGUUGCACUGAUAACCUUUUUUAAGGCAAAAAGAAAAUGAAUAAAGAAUUUUCAAA